ACACACAGGCCAUAUGACUGAGUCAAGUGCAGCUUUUAGUUUGUAACCGAGUUGAGAUAAGGUUUUCUGGGAAGCGUAGCCUGGUUGGACGGCAUUCCAUUUAGAAAUAACCAUGUGUGCUCAACAGCUGGGACUUUCUUUACCCCUCUAAGAAACUUGGAUAUAUAAAGUCAGCUGUGUAAGAUAUCCCUGAUGGCCAUGUCUGCUCCCCGCUCGUCUGUGUUUACAUUUGAGUCUACGGUGCAUUCCUCCCAUGUGCUACGCUGCCUGGACGAGCAGCGUCGCCGCGACGCGUUGUGCGAUGUAACAGUGGUGGUGGAGGGUCAGAGUUUUAGAGCCCACCGCUCAGUACUCGCUGCCUGUAGCGAGUACUUCACACACCGGAUCUCCUCCCUCACCCAGCAUGGAGCAGUCAUCACUCUGCCACAAGAAGUGACAGCUGCUGGCUUUGAGCCCUUGCUGAAGUUUGCCUACACAUCCAAACUUCUCUUUGGGAAAGAUGACGUCAUAGAAAUACGUAACUCAGCUUCCGUUCUUGGUUUCAGAGACCUAGAUGAUGCAUGCUUUGAUUUCCUCCUCCCUAAGUUCUUCUCCAGCAUUAAGGGCUCUGUCCCUUUUCUUAGGAAAACCUGUUGUAAGAAGAAAUGCAAGAGGCAGUUUUCAAAGGAAGACUGCAUAGACUCUGACGAUGUAUUUCUGGAUGAGAAAGAAGUAAAACCAGUUGCUGACUCACCAUCUCAGUGGGAAGUGGCUUCUCUCUGCAAGAAAUCAGUGAACAGCAGAAUAGGAAGUCAGUAUAGUGCGGGCUCUCUUAUGCCUGUAGCUGAAGGGGCAAAUGAUAAUUUUGUGCAGUGUCCAAAGUACCGCAAGUUCCAGCUGGCCUGUGGGAAGGAAACUUGUGUCGCAGAGAAAAGUCUGAACAAUCUAGUAACAGUAAUCAGGGAUGACAGUAACCUAUCCUGCACACCCUGCUCCAGCGGUGGGAAUGGUAAGAACGAAACUGAACAAAGAAGUCCGCCAAGACAGAGCAAAGUCCGGGCUGAUGAGCCAUGGAAAACUGAAAUACAUGACAAGAAAAGCGAAGAUGGUUUGGGCAGGGGGGAGGCUCAUGUGGUUAAGAAAGACACAAAUGAAAGAGAGGGAAAACGUGAGGAGAAGGAAAGAAAGACUGAUAUUACUGAUAUGAAGAUGGAGGAAGAGAUGGAGCACACCAAUGGAGUCAGCUCUUCGGACAGAUUCAGCGUGAAAGCGGUUUCCUCGGGACAAAGCGCAGUGCCUGGUGAGAGGUCCCCAGGGUUAAUAUUGCAACAUUGCGCCCUGAGGGCCCUGGCCGAGGGCUCGGCAAUCACUAGGUCACUGGGGCAGGAGAGGUUUGUCAUGGACAUUAAAGAGGACAAGAAACCAAGGGACUCGAGGGUACUAGAGCCGGUAUGCAUUCAUAAAAAGGCAGGGGAACAGGUAGAAGCUGAGGGGGAAAGGGCAGACAAUGCCUGGGGAGAAAGAGGAAAAGGAAGACAAAUAGGCAGCAUGCAGAGAACCCUGCCAGUAAAUAAUGCUAGAGACGGGAGUACCGUGGAAAGGGAAGUGGCUGAGCACCUGGCCAAGCCGCUGGGAUCCGACGUGGGCUUGUCUCAGCUGAACUCCCAGGACCCUGAUCCAGGAAGUUCCUCUGAUAAAGCGAGUGGACAGACGCACAACACAUCUGUAGAGUGGCUGAAGCUUCACGUCAAUCUAAGCUCCAGCAGCACCGGCUGUCCCUUUUUCCAGGCUCUGGACCAAAGCAAAUGUUUAUGGAAGGGAACCAGGCUGUCUGAGUGCGAGGGCGCGUCUCCCUCAGGUGUAUCAUCCCUAAACUCAGGGGAGGAUGGAGACUCAGAGACAGAAACAGAAGGAGACAGUGAGUCCUACACAAUAGAGAGAGCCAGGCAGGUGCAGUUACCAUUCUCUGUGGACUCGAUUCUGGAUCUGAGCCGAAACGACUUCCAACAGCUGCUGAAGCAACACGUCUUUACGCGUGAACAGCUGGAGUUCGUCCAUGAUAUGAGAAGGCGCAGCAAAAACCGCCUCGCAGCUCAGCGCUGCCGCAAGAGGAAACUAGACUGCAUAUACAAUCUGCAGUGUGAAAUCAACAAGCUGAAGACAGAGAGGGAGAAACUAAUCAUGGAGAAGAGCCAGCUGAGCCAGCUGAAGCUGAAAACAUGUCACAGUGUCUCUGCCUUAUGCCAAAGGGUCUGCAACGAAGCCCACCUGCAGCCAGAGCAGCUCCAGGUGUUAGCCAAGUACACAUCCCCAGACUGCCCUCUGUCCUCUUUCUUUCCUCACAUGGAUGCUCUGCUUUCACAGCCCGGGUUGCCAAUCCAGCCCCCGACUUCCUUCUCAGCCUGUGCUGUGGGCCUUGAUAAGCAUAUGGCAUCUGGGGAGGAUUUGUCCAGCUCCAGCAGGGACACAGUCACGGGAGACGGUCAGCAUAGAUACUGAAAGCUCCAGUGAAACUUACGGGAUCGGGGAGCCUGUGGUUGUGAUCUCAAACUGGUUAUUAAACCAGAGGUUCCCUCCCUGUAUCAUACAGUAUCUAAGGACAUUACCAUGGACUGUGAACUGAGUACAGCCUGAAAAAUAAAGCAAUCACAUCCUUGUGCUCUUAUCAUAAAAUGACAGUGCAUUUAUAAUGACAAGGCCACACAAGUUUUAAUAAACUCAUGCUUUUUUAUUUAAACCCAAGACUUACAGCAUAUUGAGAGGUCAGGAAUGCAUUCCAGAUGUUCAAAACCAUUCAAUUUACUUUUCUACUGAUUACAGGUCUUUGAUGACCUUCUGUAGAGAAUGUUUCCAGCAUUGCAACUAGCUUAUUACUAGUUUGUUUUCUGGUUAAAGGCAAAAGGCACCUGCUUACAAAUCAACACAGCCAAGGGUGCACCUUGAGAAUGUUAAGAUUUCAGCACUCAGACAAUCACAGCUUUAAACACAAAUCAGUGGGAACAACGCUCUCUGUAUUUGUGACAUGCUACGGUGUUUG
Molecule: messenger RNA, 3016 nt
Organism: Xiphias gladius (swordfish)
Lineage: Eukaryota; Metazoa; Chordata; Actinopteri; Istiophoriformes; Xiphiidae
Product: transcription regulator protein BACH1-like
Exons: 5
Coding region: 193-2478 (761 amino acids)
Biological process (GO): regulation of transcription by RNA polymerase II
Molecular function (GO): RNA polymerase II cis-regulatory region sequence-specific DNA binding; protein binding; DNA-binding transcription factor activity, RNA polymerase II-specific
Source: RefSeq, a predicted model, not a curated record